AUGUCGGCCACCGAAGUUCGCGUGGGUGGUUCAGGCGGGACCAUGAAGGCUGUCAACUAUCAGGGCGCCUUCAAGGUCAAGGUGGAGGAUGUGCCAAAGCCUUCGAUCGAGCACCCUGAUGAUGUUAUUGUCAAAGUGACCACCGCCGCUAUUUGCGGGUCCGACUUGCAUAUGUAUGAAGGGCGUACGGGAGCUCAGCCUGGUAUCACAUUUGGGCACGAGAACAUGGGGAUUGUGGAUGAAGUCGGCUCUGGAGUGACCCUGCUGAAGAAAGGCGACCGAGUCGUGAUGCCCUUCAACGUUGCGGAUGGACGAUGCCGUAAUUGCGAGGAAGGAAAGACAGCCUUUUGUACCGGUGUCAACCCUGGCUUCGCAGGGGGCGCCUACGGUUAUGUGGCCAUGGGACCUUACAGAGGCGGGCAAGCUCAAUAUAUUCGCAUUCCAUAUGCGGACUUCAAUGCGCUGAAGCUGCCUCCCGGGAACGAGCAUGAGAAAGAUUUCAUCCUCCUGGCCGACAUCUUCCCGACUGGAUGGCACGGGGUGUCGCUCAGCGGGUUCAAGCCCGGAGAGAGCAUCGCCGUCUGGGGUGCGGGCCCCGUCGGCUUGAUGGCGGCAUACUCGGCUCAACUUCGAGGCGCAAGUCGCGUCUACGUCGUCGACAGAGUGCCUGAGCGGCUGUCCGCUGCGGAGAAGAUCGGGUGUAUACCCAUUGACUUCAGCAAGGGCGACGCGGUGGACCAGAUCAUCGAGAAGAACGGCGGGAUGGUGGACCGCGCCGUGGAUGCGGUCGGGUACCAAGCCGUGGAUACCGGCGGGAGGAAGGAGCAGCCCAACAUCGUCCUGGAGAAUAUGAUCCGGGCGACGAGGCCGUGCGGUGGACUGGGCAUUCCGGGUCUCUAUGUGCCCACCGACCCCGGGGCGCCGGACGAGGCCAGUGGCAAGGGCAUGAUCAGCAUGAGUUUUGGCAAGUUGUUUGAAAAGGGUCUUUCUCUGGCCACUGGUCAGUGUAACGUCAAGCAAUACAAUCGCUAUUUACGGGACCUCAUCAUCGCGGGCAAGGCGAAGCCCUCUUUCGUUGUCAGCCAUGAGAUUGCCAUUGACGACGCUGAGGUGGCAUACGACAAGUUCGACAAGAGGGUCGAGGGCUAUACCAAGGUCCUUAUCCAUCCCAACGGGCCAUUGUGAGCAGUUAGUUGCAGAUACCAUGUGCGAUGCCCUACUCCGCUCUCUGAGGAGAUCCAGGGGAUUCAUAGGCCCAAAAAAAUUGAAGGAAAACGG
This is a messenger RNA of Cladophialophora immunda, 1278 nucleotides long. RefSeq lists its product as uncharacterized. NCBI's taxonomy places the organism in Eukaryota, Fungi, Ascomycota, Eurotiomycetes, Chaetothyriales, Herpotrichiellaceae. The record is from RefSeq and is a predicted model, not a curated record. Gene Ontology annotation, molecular function: oxidoreductase activity; zinc ion binding. The transcript is spliced from 6 exons. Bases 1 to 1185 code for a protein of 394 amino acids.